AUGGCUGCUCAACAAACUAGCAACAACGCUAACACUACUUCUACCGCUGGCAAAAAAGAUGCUGGAAAGGACAACUGGGUCAGAAAAGUCCCUGGUGGAUUCGUCGGUUCUAUAAUUGGCAAAGGUCUAAUGGUCUUGGUCGGAAUCUCGACCUCAGAUACCAAAGAUGAUAUAUUGAAACUAAGCAAGAAGUUACUUUCGUUGCGUAUAUUUGAGGACAUGACACAACCAGCCGAGACGACUACAAAAUGGUAUGGAAAACCGUGGAGCAAGUCCGUCGUCGAUGUUCAAGGGGAAAUCCUAUCGGUGUCGCAAUUCACGCUAUACGGAACAAUCAAAAAGGGAACAAAGCCUGAUUUUCACAAAGCUGCAAAGGGAGAGAGUGCCAAAGAGUUGUAUGGGAUGUUGUUGGAUGAAUUGAGGAGAGGCUUGGGUACAGAUAAGGUAAAAGACGGAGAAUUCGGGGCAAUGAUGGACAUGCCAGAAUUAUUUUAUAAAGAAGUCCUGUCACCAGGGCUUGAGAUCAAAGAGCUUUUAUUUGAUUCGUACUCCAUCACUGGUAGGUCUUUAUCGAGGUCAUUAGCGACGUCUUAUAGAGUAGAAGUUUUAAAAGUAUAA
This is a messenger RNA of Lodderomyces theae, 618 nucleotides long. RefSeq names its product D-aminoacyl-tRNA deacylase. Gene Ontology annotation, biological process: tRNA metabolic process. The coding region runs from base 1 to 618 and encodes 205 amino acids. The transcript is spliced from 3 exons. Gene Ontology annotation, cellular component: cytoplasm. The record is from RefSeq and is a predicted model, not a curated record. NCBI's taxonomy places the organism in Eukaryota, Fungi, Ascomycota, Pichiomycetes, Serinales, Debaryomycetaceae. Gene Ontology annotation, molecular function: D-tyrosyl-tRNA(Tyr) deacylase activity.